Pelmatolapia mariae (spotted tilapia) is the source of this 6229-nucleotide messenger RNA. It is a transcript of the gene srgap2, whose product is annotated as SLIT-ROBO Rho GTPase activating protein 2. The record is from RefSeq and is a predicted model, not a curated record. The transcript is spliced from 23 exons. Gene Ontology annotation, cellular component: cytoplasm. Gene Ontology annotation, biological process: negative regulation of cell migration; signal transduction. Bases 453 to 3821 code for a protein of 1122 amino acids. NCBI's taxonomy places the organism in Eukaryota, Metazoa, Chordata, Actinopteri, Cichliformes, Cichlidae. Gene Ontology annotation, molecular function: protein binding.
GAGGGCAGCACUUCAGUUUAGACAAGCACACGGGCAGCAGUGAGAUCGAGAUUCGCUCGGGGCAAGUAACAAAAGAAAAAACUUUCCAAAGUGCUGAGUAAGAAGUUAAUCGGGGUUUUUUUUCGUAAAGGGAAUGACUCUCCUUUCUCAUGAAGCUGUUGGCACCAUUACUCUUGAGGAGGCGGUGAGGCGCGGCGUCGGGAAGGAGCACACAGCAGCAGCAGCGCCAAACUCACAAUGCGCCCUGAGUGAGCAGAGGCAGGGAGACAAUACUGAUCCACGGGAACACUGAAGAGCUGUAAAUAUCUCAUUUUGGCUGUUUUGUUUCUUUUUUCCUUUUUUAAAAAACCGGCUCCAGAUUGACAAUCCUUCCAUCUACGGCUGAUUUGUUGAAUUAUUAAGAGAAAUUUGACUUUACUGCGAGGACAAGUGGUUGAUCUCCAAACUCAGCCAUGACGUCUCCAGCGAAAUUCCGAAAGGACAAGGAGAUCGUGGCCGAAUAUGAGACUCAAGUUAAAGAGGUCCGUGCUCAGCUGGUGGAGCAGCUCAAGUGUUUGGACCAGCAGUGCGAGCUGAGGGUGCAGCUGCUUCAGGACCUGCAGGACUUCUUUCGAAAGAAGGCAGAAAUUGAGAUGGACUACAGCCGCAACCUGGAGAAGCUGGGUGAAAGAUUCCUCACAAAGACGCGCAGCACCAAGGACCAUCUACUCAAGAAGGAGCAGAGCAUUUUAUCUCCGGUGAAUUGCUGGAACCUGUUGCUGCAACAGGUGAAGAGGGAGAGCCGCGACCACGCCACUCUGUCUGACCUCUACCUCAACAACAUCAUUCCCCGCUUUGCACAGAUCAGUGAGGACUCAGGGCGCCUCUUCAAGAAGAGCAAAGAGGUUGGCUUACAGCUGCAAGAAGACCUGUUGAAAGUUCUCAAUGAGCUUUACUCGGUGAUGAAGACAUACCACAUGUACAACACUGACAGCAUCAAUGCUGAGUCCAAGCUCAAGGAGGCAGAGAAGCAGGAGGAGAAGCAGAUGGGGCGCUCUGGUCGACAGGAUGACCGCCAAACGCCGCGCUCCCCAGACACCCUGGCCAGCAUAAAGAUGGACGAGAAACCCGUCCGGCGUUCCAGCGUCAAAAAAAUCGAGAAGAUGAAGGAGAAGAGGCAAGCUAAGUACACAGAGAACAGACUGAAGGCCAUCAAAGCCAGAAAUGAGUACCUGCUCGCCCUCGAGGCCACCAACAGCUGCGUCUUCAAAUAUUACAUCCAUGACCUCUCUGACAUCAUUGAUUGCUGUGACCUGGGCUACCAUGCCAGCCUCCACCGAGCGCUGAGGACCUACUUGUCUGCUGAACAGAAUGUGGAAACAUCCAAACAAACAGGGCUUGGUGCUCUAGAGGGAGCCACAGAGAGUCUUGAAGCCAACGGGGACAAACAGAAACUGAUGGAGACCUACAACAAUGUCUUCUGCCCACCAGCUCGCUUUGACUUUCAGUCCCACAUGGGAGACACGAUGGGAGUGAUGUGUGCACAGUCGCCACUUGAAAGCGAACUGAUCCAGAGGUGUCAGCAGCUGCAGUCCCGCCUCUCCACGCUUAAGAUUGAGAAUGAUGAGGUGAAGAAAACCAUGGAGGCUACUCUGUCCACCAUUCAAGACAUGGUGACUGUGGAGGACUAUGAUGUCUCCGAGUGCUUCCAGCACAGCAACAGCAUGGAGUCAGUCAAAUCCACUUGUGAAUCCUAUCUCAGCAAACCCAGCCUGGCCAAGCGACGGGCCAAUCAGCAGGAGACGGAGCAGUUCUACUUCACAAAGCUGAAGGAGUUUCUGGAAGGCAGGAACCUGAUCACCAAGCUGGAGGCCAAGCAUGACCUCAUCAAGAAGACCCUAGGAGAGGGUCAGAAGACUGACUGUUGCCUUGCCAGCGGACGGAGAAACUCGACAGUACGGAAGCAGGAGUCAGGCGAAACCAUUCCCCUGAUGGUUGAGAGCUGCAUCCGCUUCAUCAGUCGCCAUGGUCUGCAGCAUGAGGGAAUCUUCAGAGUGUCAGGCUCACAAGUGGAAGUCAAUGACAUCAAGAAUGCCUUUGAGAGAGGUGAGGACCCGCUCGCAGGGGAUCAAAAUGACCAUGACAUGGACUCAAUUGCUGGUGUGCUCAAGCUUUACUUUAGAGGCCUGGAUCACGCCCUCUUCCCUAAAGAAGUCUUCCAUGACCUCAUAUCCUGUGUCUCAAUGGAGAGCCUCACAGAGCGGGCAGUUCAUAUUAAGAAGGUUCUGCAGUCCCUACCAAGUAAAACCCUCAUCAUCAUGAGAUACCUUUUUGCCUUCCUCAACCACCUGUCUCAGUACAGCGAGGAAAACAUGAUGGACCCCUACAACCUGGCAAUCUGUUUUGGCCCCACCCUGAUGUCUGUCCCAGAGGGUCACGACCAGGUUUCUUGCCAGGCCCAUGUCAACGAACUCAUUAAAACUAUCAUCAUCCACCAUGACACCAUCUUUCCUGGACCGCAAGACCUGCAAGGCCCCAUCUACACUAUUCCUGGAGUUGGAGAUGACUUCUGUGACAGUCAACACUGUGAGCCCCCUCUUGUGGAAGAGCCAGCGCCUGACACUGUCUCUGUCAGCCAUAACAGCGAAGAUGGCUCCUUGGCUGUUUCAGAGUCUGAUCCAAUCGAAGCCAUCGCUAGGUUUGAUUAUACAGGCCGGACCGGUCGGGAGCUGUCAUUCAAGAAAGGUGCCUCUCUGCUUCUGUACCACCGAGCCUCUGAUGACUGGUGGGAGGGACGACACAAUGGAGUGGAUGGACUGGUGCCACACCAGUAUAUUGUGGUCCAAGACACGUCUGAUGUGGGGCGAGGAAGUCCAAAGCCGGACGUGGACAGCAGGGAUCUGCUGGAGGAUAGAGUACCCACUCGAGUCAGUGCUGCCUCUCCUACAGGAGCUCAUGUAGCUGACAUCUAUCUGGCCAACCUGAACAAGCUGAGGAAACGGCCAGAGCCCGGGAACAUCAGAAGAACGUUCCGCUCAGAGAGCGACAGCACAAGUCCAGGAACCAGCGGAGGAGGAGGAGUGAGGACAGCUUCUCUUCCUGUUGGCGGCGCUCUGGUAAAAGAAACCGGGGACAAGCGACCCGUGAGCGCUCAUAGCAUCCUCAACUCAGUUACUCGCCACUCCUCACUCAAGACCAAGGUGGAGAGUCCACAGUUGCGAAAGACGACUACAGCAGGGCGCUCCAAGAGCUUCAGCAACCACAGACCACUGGACCCUGAAGUCAUAGCCCAGGUGGAUCCCCUCUCACAGGACAUUGAAACAACCAUAAAUGAGUUCAGUAAGUUGGAAAGACAGAGCACCCCGAAACAUACACAUACCCCUGACGUGGUGCUGGACACCCUGGAGCAGCUAAAAAGUGGAGGAGGAGCUUCAGAGCCCUCUAGUCCACUCCACUCCCGUCUGUUGCGGGACAAUGAGGGAGGCUCACACGCCCAUCCACUCCAGCGCAGCGCCUCCUCAGCUAGCGACGUGCCCUCCUCCUUCCGCCCUGCCAAGAGCCAGCCACGGAGCCCCCUGCCCUCUGCCACCUCCCCUUCUUUGUCCACCUCUCACUCCUCAUCCCUAACUUCCUUCAGAGAGUCGCGCCCGCCAGCAACAAGGCCCAAGCCGGUGGUGUUCCCAAAGGGUGGAGGAGGUAGCGGCAGUCCAGCAAUGGGCUCCCCAACCUCCACUGUUCCCCCUACGCCUCCUCCUCCACCUGCAGGCCACACACACUCUCUCCCCCACACACCUCCCCCUCCCCCUCCAUCCCAGUCUAAUGAUAAAUCUUGCCCUGCUUAAGUCCCAAAAUGGAAAUCCUGAUUCUUGCAAACUCUUAAGAUUCUUACAGCUCUUCUGUCAGGUGCCAAAAGCACUUCACUUGUUACACAUAGGACCCCUAACCCAAUUCUCACAUGUAGCAUUCACUACUUGGAGUCCAGAUGAGUUCCUUAUGAUGCCAUGUUCAAUUUAGUGUCAAGUUUUUAAUCUGCCCUCUCUUGGCAGCUCUGCUUUACUACAGCUCAACUAUCGCUGAUAAAGCAAAAGACACUUCUUCUCUCUUUUUUUUCCCUUCUUGCCACCACAGAGAUUCCAGACUUUGCUGGAUUUUCAAAUCUUGUACAGGGGAGCAGGACUCAGGGUGGACUCGUACAGGCCCUGGAGCUUGCAUACACUAGUUUGCGUUGUAUGAAAUUCCAUUUGAGUAGGCGUGCAAGAGUGUUACUUGCCUUUUAUACACAGAUUUAUGUGAGGAACAAAAAGCACUGUUUUUUUUUUAAUUUGUUUGUUUUUUUGUAUAGUAGACACGACAGCGUUUUUAUCUUUUUAAUGACCCCGUGACUAGCAGACCAGAUUUCAGAGAACAGACUGUGAAAUGCUAACCUCUAACUCACACACUGACCUGCUGCUUCAGAAGUGGAAAGCUGGAGUUAAAGGCAGACUUUUGGGAUGAUAACAAAAAAAGAAAAAAAAAAGAAAACUGGUCCAAAUACCUGUGCAAGUCAUAUGAUCGAGAGCUUUACUUUGUCUUUUUCCUUCAGUGUUUGAUAUGAUUUGGAAAUAUUCUUAUUUUUUAAUAUUUUUUUUGUAUUUGCACCACAACAGGAGCAUAAAAUAACAUGGCCAACAAUAAUUUUAAGUCUACGUAAAGCAAUACAAAUGCUAAACCCUUGUAGUUUGUGGCAUUAUGUGCUGCUCGUCUCCUGCAGCUCGGUUUUGUGUGUAGGGGACCACUGAAGACCCAGCAUUUUCCUAUGUAAUGUUGGACUGUACAUGCAAACGUACGUUUUCUUCAAACGUAUGUGCGUGGCAGUGCUUUUGUUUUGUGGCAGCUAAACCCCUUUCAGGUUUUCCUUGCAUGCUGGGGGCCGCUGACAGCAGCCACUGCAGCAGCAGCUGUCCGAGUCCAACUCCAAACAGAGCUACAUUUUGCUCCUUUUAACGACAUCCUUCAAACAUAGCCGUAAAAAAAAGGGGUUUUGAUUAUUCUAACAGUGUGUAUGUAUAUUUAAUAAUCACAAUGAUAACUGGAAGCAUGGAGCUGAGAAUCCUCCUGAGUGUGUUUAUAUAAAAGCACAACCAACCACCUCAUCGAAUACGUUCUUAAGCAAAGUUCGUUUAUAUUCUCAUUUGGGGUUUUUUUUUUUGUUGGGUUUUUUAUGCUCAGAAUUUGUAAAUUGUGGAGUUUUGUAGCCACCUGGGUAAAUGCACAUGCGUGUUCCUGUGCCAGGCACGCAUUGGCAGAGUAUGUAUGCACCUCACCCAGCCCUUGCCUAAGCAAAAAUGGAUGCCAACCAACAGCGACUGCCUGGAGACACACAGAAACUUCUCCGGUGUUUUGGAGUGCUGGCCGCCUAAGUGCUGAACAAAUAUGCACUGUAUAAAUGUCACCAGAUAAAAAGCGUACAGGGAUACUUAAAAUGUCUUCGUUUGCCAGUUGUCUUCACCCAGAUCCAAGAAAGAAAGCCUUUUUUUGUAACCUUGUUGAACAAAUGCUAAACUCACAUUACCCAGCACAUAGUGCACUCCUGGAUGCUCUCUCUCUCCCAGGUAAUGACUUGUUAGUGUUAAGGUUUAUUUUUAAUCACUGUAUACUGAUUGUGUGUUACCUGGUGUAUUUGUGUUGCUCUUACCUCAUCAUGAGAACUGGAGGGAUUGUGCGCGUGUGCAUCUGUGUUUGUGUGUGUGGUUGUGGUGCAGAAACAUGAAAUCACAUUGUCGGCACAAACACUCUCGCACAUACACACCAUGCAUGUGGGUGGUUGGUGUGUUUUGUCCCAGUUGUGCUGUCCAAAGGGAACUGGGAGCCUCUUUUGAUCUCAAAUCAAUCAUCGUGCACUUGAACAACUUGGCUUGCAUGUGGACUAACUGUGUGGGGAUGAUAAUGUAGGCGUUGAAUAUUGUUACAUAUGCAUUUCUGUGUCAGUUUGAAAAUGGCAGAACUUAAAAACAAAACAAAAAAAAGACCGUAAUGUCAAAUCUAUUUAUAGUUGUCUCUGUAUUACUGGAGAAUCCUGUGUUCAGAUUUACUUUGUAAAUACAAUGUUGUACAUUACAGAGGUACACUCUUUUUUUGGUACAAUAUUGUACAGUAAUAGCAAUAGUAGUUUAAUCAAAUAGGCCUUAUAUAAUAUUCCACGUGUAGUUCUUGUUGUAGAUCUGGUUUUUUGUUUUUGUUUUUUUUAAUAAACAUUGCUUGCUAUAAAGAU